ACAAAAUAAACAGCUAUGUUUCGGGUCCUGCGGCGCCGAGGUCAGGAGGGUGUUUGUUGCGGUGUCUCCUCCAUAUCGUCCUACACCGGUCCCUACUGCUUUUUCUGCCGUUUUCUCCGGCUCGUUGAGUUGACAGCAACUUUCCCAACAACAGCAAUACUCGUCAAAAUGGCAGUUCCUCCAACAUAUGCAGACCUCGGAAAAUCAGCAAAGGACAUCUUCAACAAGGGCUAUGGUUUUGGGCUGGUUAAGCUUGAUGUGAAGACAAAGUCUUCAAGUGGAGUGGAGUUUAAAACGUCUGGCUCAUCCAACGUAGACACCAGCAAAGUCACAGGAACCCUAGAAACCAAGUAUAAGUGGGCUGAGUAUGGGCUGACGUUCACAGAGAAGUGGACCACGGAAAACACACUUGGAACAGAAAUUUGUAUCGAGGAUCAGAUAACCAAAGGGCUGAAACUUACUUUUGACACUACAUUUUCACCAAAUACUGGCAAGAAGAGCGGCAAGGUCAAGACGGGUUAUAAGAGGGAAUACCUUAAUGCUGGUGUAGAUGUAGAUUUAGAUUUUGCUGGUCCUACUAUCCAUGGAGCAGCGGUGGCUGGCUACGAGGGCUGGCUGGCUGGCUACCAGAUGACCUUGGACACAGCCAAAUCCAAGUUGACCAAGAGCAACUUUGCAGUUGGUUACAAGACCGGGGACUUCCAGCUCCACACCAAUGUAAAUGAUGGUUCAGAGUUUGGUGGAUCCAUAUACCAGAAGGUAAACGACAAACUGGAGACUGCUGUGAAUCUUGCCUGGACAGCAGGCAGCAACGGCACUCGCUUUGGAAUUGCUGCCAAAUACCAGUUAGACUCCAGUGCCUCCAUAUCAGCUAAGGUGAAUAAUGCCAGCUUGGUAGGAAUUGGAUACACCCAGACUCUGCGGCCUGGUAUGAAACUAAUCCUCUCUGCGCUGGUGGAUGGGAAGAAUAUCAAUGCUGGUGGUCACAAACUGGGUCUGGGUCUGGAGUUGGAGGCAUGAGGGGUCUGCUCAUUUCAUAAGAAGAAGAGCAAUAUUAGCUGAAUCUGACCCUGAGCGAGUUUGGUCAGCAACAGAUAUUUUAAAGAGAUAAAGCCAAAACAAACAAAUUAAUCCCAGUUCUCUAGCACUGUUAAAAUGAAGUCCUUUCCACGAGCCUCCCUUCAUUGUGGUUACAAUAAGUAGUCAUGUUUCAAUUACAAAAUGUAUUUAUAAAUCAGUUACUCCUUCUGCCAAUUUAUCCUCCAUAGUGAUAGAAAAUCCCUCCUCUGGGUGAACCAUGUCAAGGAGUGAUAUCAAAAAAACAAAACCUUGUUAUUUUGCUAAAGUGUGAUAAUGUAGAAUGUAAAUCUUAAGCUGUUGUUUUGCACAAUAGAAUAUAACCUUAUUUAAGCUCUCUUUCUCCUUUUGUUUUAUUUGCACAUUUUAUUUGUAUUUUGGUAGUGAUGUUCAGCCUGUUGGGAGGGGUUACUCCCAACAAAAUAUGCUUAUCAAGAUUGAAGCCAAUCUAUUGGCUGGUCUUCCCUUAUCUUUCUAGAGUGGCUUAAUUGUGCUGCAUGUAAAGUUUGAGACCUCCGCUACCUUAAACACCUGCUUCUAAGUUGCAAGACAAUGCAAAAUUGUUUUCCAUUCUUUUCCUCAGUGUGACUUGAGUGAAAAGAAAAUCUGAGUCAAUCAUCCACUUUUCUUCCCAAUUUUGAGGACUGCGACACUAGGGGAGGUUUGUGUGUUGACAUGUCUAACCUUUGCAAUAAAGUCCUGAAACCAACCUA
This is a messenger RNA of Micropterus dolomieu (smallmouth bass), 1790 nucleotides long. RefSeq names its product voltage-dependent anion-selective channel protein 2-like. Gene Ontology annotation, molecular function: voltage-gated monoatomic anion channel activity. The transcript is spliced from 9 exons. NCBI's taxonomy places the organism in Eukaryota, Metazoa, Chordata, Actinopteri, Centrarchiformes, Centrarchidae. Gene Ontology annotation, cellular component: mitochondrial outer membrane. The record is from RefSeq and is a predicted model, not a curated record. Gene Ontology annotation, biological process: monoatomic anion transmembrane transport. The coding region runs from base 16 to 1020 and encodes 334 amino acids.